Molecule: messenger RNA, 1376 nt
Organism: Homarus americanus (American lobster)
Lineage: Eukaryota; Metazoa; Arthropoda; Malacostraca; Decapoda; Nephropidae
Exons: 3
Coding region: 84-1376 (430 amino acids)
Source: RefSeq, a predicted model, not a curated record
UCUCUCCCAACGCUUGGACGGUGUAAGUGUGUCGGUUUAUUAUAUGUCAUUUCUGAAAAGAUAAUAUAAAAAGCCCUUUCAUCAUGGCAAGCACAAGCAGAGAUAGAGGCAGAGGGCGUAAGUAUUUAAAUGGCAACCAGAAGCGAGCACUGGCAAAGGCAAAGGUGCUUGAAAAUGAAAAACAUCGAGGUGCUAUCAAAAAAUUUCUUGUCACUCCACCUUUGAAACGCCCAUGUAUUGAAGAUGAAGAAGACAAAAACGAUUCAGAAAAUGACAAUACAGCCAUUAGUCCAAUUACAGUUGAUGAAUACAAUGAAGAAAUUGAUAUUCAGUUUGAAAAAGUUCAAGUUGACACACAGACACAGUUGAAUCAAACUGAAGACGAUCUUAAUACAACAGAAGACAGUGCCAAAGUGAGAAGUCCACUUAUAGCUAAAGAAGAGUCAGAAGGCCAAGCCCAAACAUCAAACAGUGAUGGAUCAUCCACAAGUACAGUUGUAAUUAACAUUAAUGAUGACCCGGCAAGUUGGCCAUCGAAUAUAAAUAGAAAUAUAAGAGAUUAUUUAACAAUGAAAGGGCCUCCUGAUAUUCCAGUGAACAAGUUUCCACGAAAUGAAAAGGGAUUGUGUUUUUCUAAGUUUCACUGUAUUGACAAAGAACGUGAACUAACUAUUAAUAAACAUGCAAAGUACUGGCAGCAAGUAUUCAAAAGGCUAGUGGCAAUAGUGCAGUUUCUUGCUGAGAGAAAUCUAGCGUUAAGAGGGACAGAAGAAAAAGUUGGUAAUGAGAGUGUACACAAUGGAAACUUUUUAGGUUUAGUGGAGCUGUUUGCAAAGUUUGACUCUGUUCUUGAAGAACAUUUACGUAAAGUCAAGGCCAACGAAAUUCAUAAUCACUAUUUAGGAAAAGAUACUCAGAAUGAACUACUAGACAUUAUGGCUACAGCUGUUUUGAAUGAGAUACUGAAUCGCGUAAAAGCAGCUAAGUACUAUGCCAUAAUUUUAGACUGCACACCCGACUUGAGCCACCAGGAGCAAAUGUCUCUAACGAUCAGGUAUGUUUCUGAUGGCAACUUGGCUCCUUCAGGUGUUUAUGAACAUUUCAUACAGUUUAUGCAGGUUGAAAGUAGCACAGGAGAAAAUUUAUAUAAAACAUUAUUAAACACACUAGAGCAGGGGUGGGCAACCCUUGGUAGGCCAAGUUCCAACUUAGUUGCUGCUGGUUUUGAGGUUUCAAAAGUUAUUGCCCAACAUGGAAAGCCACUCAGUGAUGGGGAGUAUAUUAAAGAAGCAUGGCUAGAAUGUGCUCCUUUCCUUUUUGAUAACCUUUCAGAAAAGGACAAGAUUAUUCAGCGCAUUAAAGAUUUGUCUGAGUAG